CUCUCGCACACACACCUCUCUACUAUUUAUUAAAAAUUCCACAAACUACAAAAUUAUUAAACACAGUUAUGUAUAUUCUCGAAACUAUAUUUUUCAUUUUUAUCGAUUCAUUUCCUUUCAUAAUUUUAAAUUUUGACAGUAAAUUUUAUUAAUAAAAAUUAAUUUUUUCUUAUAAUUUAUAAAAAAUUUUAAAAAUAUUUCUUAAUUUUAUUAACAAAAAAAUUUAAUUUUUAAAAGACAGGAGAUUAUUUUUCUAAAUUUAAUCCAGAAAACUCCGAUAAUGUCCUAUAUUAUAUCCCCAGCAUUUAAAGGGCUUUCAUGCCAGGUAUGUGGGCAACAAUCACAUGGAAGGCGCUUUGAUGUGCUUUGUUGCCUUCCUUGUGCCGCUUUUUUCAGGCGGUAUAAUGGCCUCAAAACCAAACGUAGAUGUCAGAGAGAGAAUAAAUGUGAAAAACUGGGAAUUGAAUUUUUAAAGAAAUGUAAAAUAUGUCGGUACCGUAAAUGCAUUAGUAUAGGCAUGAAAAUGACUAAAGACGAAAAGAUUUUGGAAGAAAAAGAGGAAGAAAGUUUCUUCCAAAAUUUUAUUGAGGCUUAUGAAGAAUAUGUUACAUUUCAACAAAAAUUAUUUUUUAAUAUUUAUCCUGAAAAAGUAUAUCAACAAGCUUUGGUUAGCUAAAAAAAAUAAUUUGCCAGCCUUAUAUGAUCGGAUAAUUACCCUCACUUUAAAAAUGAAAUUAUAGUUACCCCCUUUCAAAUACCCCUAACAAAAACCCCCUACCGAAUACCCUACAACACGUUCAAAUUUCAAAAAAUAAAUAAUAGC
Molecule: messenger RNA, 823 nt
Organism: Meloidogyne enterolobii
Lineage: Eukaryota; Metazoa; Nematoda; Chromadorea; Rhabditida; Meloidogynidae
Source: the annotation of a GenBank genome assembly